Chaetomium strumarium is the source of this 1954-nucleotide messenger RNA. RefSeq names its product chaperonin Cpn60/TCP-1 family. Bases 115 to 1749 code for a protein of 544 amino acids. The transcript has 6 exons. Gene Ontology annotation, cellular component: chaperonin-containing T-complex. NCBI's taxonomy places the organism in Eukaryota, Fungi, Ascomycota, Sordariomycetes, Sordariales, Chaetomiaceae. Gene Ontology annotation, biological process: protein folding. The record is from RefSeq and is a predicted model, not a curated record. Gene Ontology annotation, molecular function: ATP binding; ATP hydrolysis activity; ATP-dependent protein folding chaperone.
AAUUCACCACUGCGAAAAAAAGUUCCAGAUCGGCGACAGCUCCAGCUACACCCACCGCCGCAUUCUCACCAUCCCCGCACUGUUAGACGUGUCUUUUGCCAAGGAACUGCCGCCAUGUCUGCCGCACAGCUGCUCAAUCCAAAAGCCGAGUCGCGGAGGCGGGGCGAGGCCUUACGGGUCAACAUCACUGCUGGUGAGGGUCUCCAGGAUGUCCUCAAGUCGAACUUGGGCCCCUUGGGCACGAUAAAGAUGCUUGUUGAUGGAGCUGGCCAGAUCAAACUCACCAAGGACGGAAAUGUUCUCCUCCGCGAAAUGCAAAUACAGAAUCCUACGGCUGUUAUGAUUGCACGGGCCGCGACAGCACAGGACGACAUCUGCGGUGACGGGACAACAUCGGUGGUGUUGCUUGUGGGUGAGCUGCUGAAGCAGGCGGAUCGCUAUAUCCAGGAGGGCCUACACCCGCGCAUCAUUACAGACGGAUUCGAGAUUGCGAAGAAUGAAGCGCUGAAGUUCCUUGACCAAUUCAAGCUUCCCCGCGAUGUCGACCGCGAACUCCUCCUCUCCGUAGCAAGAACCUCCCUUGCAACGAAGCUGAGCGGGAGCUUGGCCCAAAGCCUCACCCCAGCUAUCGUCGAUGCCGUCCUGGCCAUCUAUCAACCCCCUAAGAAGCCCGAUCUGCACAUGAUCGAGAUCAUGAAGAUGCAACACCGCACUGCGUCCGACACACAGCUCAUCAAGGGGCUUGCCCUCGACCACGGCGCGAGGCACCCCGACAUGCCCAAGCGCGUGGAGAACGCCUACAUCUUGACGCUGAAUGUCAGUCUCGAGUACGAGAAGUCAGAGAUUAACUCCGGUUUCUUCUACUCCAGUGCCGAGCAGCGCGACAAGCUUGUCGAGAGCGAGCGCCGCUUUGUCGAUGCUAAGCUGAAGAAGAUCGUGGAGCUCAAGAAACAGGUGUGCGGCAAUGAUGGCAAGAAGAACUUCGUCAUCAUCAACCAGAAGGGGAUCGACCCGCUAUCUUUGGAUGUGUUGGCCAAGAACGGUAUCCUGGCACUCAGGAGAGCCAAGAGGAGGAAUAUGGAGAGAUUGCAGCUCGUCUGUGGCGGUGUUGCGCAGAACAGCGUUGAUGAUUUGACCCCAGACGUUCUCGGCUGGGCUGGUCUCGUCUACGAGCAGCAGCUCGGCGAGGAGAAGUACACAUUUGUCGAGGAUGUGAAGGAGCCCAAGUCGGUUACUCUGUUGAUCAAGGGCCCCAACCAGCACACUAUCACCCAGGUCACGGAUGCCGUCCGGGACGGUCUGCGCAGCGUUUACAACAUGAUUGUCGAUAAGAGCGUGGUGCCCGGUGCUGGCGCGUUCCAGGUCGCUUGUGCUGCGCACCUGAAGAGCCCCGCCUUCACCAAGACUAUUAAGGGCAAGGCGAAAUGGGGAGUCGAGGCGUUCGCGGAUGCUCUCCUUGUCAUUCCCAAGACUCUUGCGGCCAACGCUGGUCUUGAUGUUCAGGAUGCCCUCGCUGCUCUUCAGUACGAGCAUGCAGAUGGGAAUGUCGUGGGCCUUGACUUGGCCACCGGAGAGCCUAUGGACCCGACGCUUGAGGGUGUUUACGAUUCUUUCCGUGUGUUGAGGAACUGCAUUGCUUCCAGCUCUGGCAUCGCAGCAAAUCUUCUGCUCUGCGACGAGUUGUUGAAGGCAAGGCAGAUGGGACGGUCAGGUGGUCCCGGCCCGGGUAUGGAUGGCCCUGAAGAGUAGAAGAGAAGCAUCUGAUCUACGUCUGUUAUACGAUACUCGCUAGAGAUGGUCUUGUACCAAUAGACGUGGACGUGCCAAAGUCUGAGGAGUGUGCCGUACUGGAACGAGAUGUCACUCCCUCAGCCUCCUUAUCGGUGACUGAAAUCACCAAUCGAUGGCGGGGCAGCAGAUUUACCCCACCAAAAUUUUAGAAGCUCUUGUUCGA